CACACACAGUGUAUAGAGUAUACGGAACGGAAGUUCCUGAGCUUAGGAUAUCCCAAAGUUGAGCAUUCAGGUUUGGCAGUUAGGUGAGACACCCAACAACCUUGAAUUUCUCGCCGCUGUUCGUAUGCCUUCGGAGUGAGGAUUUGAAACCAAUGCUAAGUUGAAACCAGAUUUGGUAUUGUCUGCAUUGGUCAACCCAAGGUGAAGAAGCUCAAGAAUCAAGAUCCCCUCCAUAUCUGAGAAAGUUGACUUGUUGACCCAUUGUUCACUUUAUCCAUCUUGCAAGCCCAAAAUCCCCCAUUUCUGAGCUGGGAUUCUUGUAAUGCUGAACAAGAUUUGAUCUUGGUUUCCCACCACUGUUCUGGUGAAAUUUCAAGAUCCCCAUUUCUGAGAAAGUUGACUUUUUUUACACAUUUUUUCACAUUUUUCACCCAAUAAUCCCCAAUUUCUGAACUGGGUUUCCUCUGAUUCUUGCUAUUUUGCAUGGGGGAGGAAGAGAAGCUCCCCAUUCAAAGCAACCAAAUCCAGGAAAAUGAGCUCUCAGGUGGAGGGAAAAGGUGGUGGGGCCCAGUGUAUUGGCUCAGAAUGCUGGCCAAGGAAACGCACUGGAGCUUUGUGUUUGGGGUGGUGGUGGUGUAUGGGAUCAGCCAGGGAUUCGGCGGCGCGUUUGGGCGCGUGAGCACGGAGUAUUACAUGAAGGAUGUGCAGAAAGUGCAGCCCUCUGAGUCUCAGGUGUAUACAGGGAUUACUGCCAUUCCUUGGCUUGUUAAGCCGCUCUGGGGUCUCCUCACUGAUGUUGUUCCAAUUUUGGGGUAUCGCAGGAAGCCUUACUUCAUUUUUGCUGGUUCUCUCGGAAUUGUCGCUAUGCUGUUCUUAUCGUUGCACAAGAAGCUGCAUAUUGUGCUUGCACUGCUCUCCUUAACAGCUGGAAGUGCCGGGGUUGCAAUUGCUGAUGUCACAGUUGAUGCGUGUGUAGCACAGAAUAGCGGUGCUCAUCCUUCCCUUGCAGCCGAUAUGCAGAGCUUAUGUGCAUUGAGUGCCUCUAUUGGUGCCCUAGUCGGGUUCUCUUUAAGUGGUAUUGCUGUCCAUGUAAUCGGGCCUAAGGGGGUGUUUGGCUUGUUGGCUAUACCAUCAGGGCUUGUAUUUUUUGUUGGAAUUUUGCUCGAUGAACCCAAGACACACAAUUUUCGUUAUCAACAGGUAAGUCAGAAUUUUGUGGAUGCUGCAAAAGCUAUGUGGAGAACUUUGAAAUACCCUGUUGUUUGGCGGCCGUGUCUGUAUAUGUAUUUGUCCCUUGCAUUGAGUUUCGAUAUCUCUGAAGGAGCGUUUUACUGGAUGACAGAUGCAGAAGGAGGACCUCGUUUUUCGAAGGAGAGUAUUGGUUACAUAUCUGCUAUUGGAUCCGUUGGAUCUCUGUUGGGCGCUAUACUUUACCAGUAUGGAUUAAAAGACCACCCGUUUAGAGAACUGCUCUUCUGGACUCAGUUACUAUUUGGUCUCUCGGGAAUGCUGGAUUUGGUGUUCGUACUACGCCUAAACUUGAGAUUUGGCAUUCCGGAUUACUUUUUUGUGGUGAUAGAUGCCAGCAUUUCUCAAAUGAUAGGCCGGCUCAAGUGGAUGCCCCUUCUGGUACUAACCGCUAAGCUCUGCCCUCCCGGCAUCGAGGGCACAUUUUUCGCCUUGCUCAUGUCAAUCGACAAUACUGGACUUCUUACAUCAUCGUGGGGCGGAGGCUUCUUGCUCCACAUCCUAAACGUCACAAGGACGCAGUUUGGUAAACUCUGGCUAGCCGUCUUGAUAAGGAACAUACUAAGAGUCACUCCUCUUUGUAUGCUAUUCUUGGUCCCGAGAAGCGACCCCAACUCUUCCCUCCUCCCGAGCGAAGUUCUGGGCUCUAGCGAUGGUGCUCAUGAGGCUCCUGCAUUAUCACAGGACCAGAACGUCGAGCUUGUUUCCCUCGUGGAGAGCAUGGAUACCGCCAGAUAGGCCGAGGUAAAAAAAAAAAAAAAAACGCAAACCUUUGAGUAAAAAAAAGUUUGAUUCUUAUGCAGGAUGCUACUUGAACUUGACAAGAUACAUAGAUACUAUAGAACACAAACUCUUCUAGUCCCACACUGCUAUUCCUUGCAAAUUCAUUCAUUUUGCAUUUGAGUUUUUAAUGGUGUAAUUGAUUGGCAAGAGAGUUUGUUCCUGUUUUAUCUUUCAGUUCAUUUUUGUUACUGUAAACAAAUUAGUUUAUGCAGAGAGAGAGAGAGAGAGAGAGGCUACACGAUGAAAACCUAAGGUUAUUAUAAUACAUAAUACAUAUAUAGUCAAGUAUUUUCUCUGUUUCA
Messenger RNA from Ipomoea triloba (trilobed morning glory), 2333 nucleotides. RefSeq names its product probable folate-biopterin transporter 2. The transcript is spliced from 5 exons. Gene Ontology annotation, cellular component: membrane. The record is from RefSeq and is a predicted model, not a curated record. The coding region runs from base 484 to 1986 and encodes 500 amino acids. Lineage: Eukaryota; Viridiplantae; Streptophyta; Magnoliopsida; Solanales; Convolvulaceae.